Messenger RNA from Acipenser ruthenus (sterlet), 3903 nucleotides. Its product is annotated as F-box/LRR-repeat protein 2-like. The record is from RefSeq and is a predicted model, not a curated record. NCBI's taxonomy places the organism in Eukaryota, Metazoa, Chordata, Actinopteri, Acipenseriformes, Acipenseridae. Gene Ontology annotation, molecular function: protein binding. Gene Ontology annotation, biological process: SCF-dependent proteasomal ubiquitin-dependent protein catabolic process. The transcript is spliced from 15 exons. Gene Ontology annotation, cellular component: SCF ubiquitin ligase complex. The coding region runs from base 473 to 1771 and encodes 432 amino acids.
GCUGAAAGCAAAAGGCAGGCAGUAAGGCAGGGUAGGCGACAAGCAGUUUGCUACUGGGCGUCCCCAUUUGUCCCGCUAUUUUGCGAUGCAAUAGCUCCAGAAAGCACAUAUGCACUAAUAUGUGUGUGAUAAAGUGACGGAAAAAAAAAACAAAACUGUACAGCAGGACGCUCUUCUGCAAAAUACAAUAGUCUUGUGAUCGAAUUAUAGAGUAAGCGGAAGUGAGGUCAGGGAGGCAGUCUGUCUCCUCCAUGUUAUUGUUAUUGUGGUUGUGUGAUGAUAAUAUAAACGGGAGACCAGAGACCCUCCUGAUCUGGAGCAGCCUGGGAUUAUUGUGUACGGGAGACACGCACAAUCUGUCAUUACAGUGUGCGUAAUUCUGUAAACUACAGAGUAGGUGCCACUAGUCCUCGAGAGUAGAGUUGAAAUUGUGCUAGUGUUAAAAUAGUAUUUGCCUGCUGCUGCUGCUGACAUGAACGGCAUCAGCAAGGGCAGGUUUGAGGUUUUCUCAAACAACGACGAGGCACCUAUUAACAAGAAGCUUCCAAAAGAACUCCUACUUAGAAUAUUUUCCUAUCUGGAUGUGGUUACCUUGUGCCGAUGUGCCCAGGUGUCUAAGGCAUGGAAUGUCUUAGCAUUGGAUGGAAGUAACUGGCAAAAAAUAGACUUGUUUAACUUUCAGACAGAUAUAGAGGGUCGUGUGGUGGAGAACAUCUCAAAGCGGUGUGGAGGGUUCCUGCGGCAGCUCAGCCUCAGGGGGUGUCUCAGUGUGGGGGACGCAGCGAUGAGGACAUUUGCACAGAACUGUAGAAACAUUGAAAAUCUGAUCCUCAACGGUUGCACAAAAAUCACUGACAGCACGUGUAUUAGCCUUAGCAAAUUCUGUUCCAAACUGAAAUUUCUGGACUUGACAUCCUGUGUGUCUCUAACAAACAACUCUUUAAAAGCUGUAAGUGAGGGCUGCAAAAAUCUGGAGCACCUGAACAUUUCCUGGUGUGACCAAAUGACUAAGGAUGGUAUUGAAGCUCUGGUGAGAGGAUGUGGCGGUCUCAGAGCUUUAUUUCUUCGAGGCUGCACACAGCUCGAUGAUGAAGCACUGAAGCAUCUUCACAAGCAUUGUCCAGAACUCAUGACGAUCAACAUGCAGUCUUGUACACUGAUCUCAGAUGAGGGAUUAGUAAGCUUAUCCAGAGGAUGCCAUAAACUUGAAAUUCUGUGUCUCUCCGGGUGUUCAAACAUCACUGACGCUUCCCUGACAGCCCUUGGGUUCAACUGCCCCAGACUCAAAAUUCUUGAGGCUGCAAGAUGUUCCCAUUUGACAGACGCUGGUUUCACAGUUUUAGCCAGGAAUUGUCAUGAACUGGAGAAGAUGGAUUUAGAAGAAUGUAUUCUGGUCACUGAUAACACUCUUGUCCAGCUCUCUAUUCACUGUCCCAGGCUCCAGGCUCUGAGUUUAUCUCACUGUGAGCUCAUCACGGAUGACGGGAUCCGCCACCUCAGUAACAGCGCCUGCGGACACGAGCGGCUGCAGGUGGUGGAGCUGGACAACUGUCCCCUGAUCACUGACCUCACCCUGGAGCACCUGAAGAGCUGCCCCAAUCUGGAGAGGAUUGAGCUGUACGACUGCCAGCAGGUGACCCGCGCGGGAAUCAAGAGGAUCCGGGCACACCUGCCGGAGAUCAAGGUUCACGCCUACUUUGCCCCUGUCACCCCCCCUCCCUCGGUGGGCGGCAGCGGCCAGCGCCUCUGUAGAUGCUGCAUCAUUCUUUGACAGUGGACUCCCUGGAGCAGAUCUGUGUAACAUAUACUGUUAGUGUGAAUGAUGAUCAUUAUAAUGCUGGUGAUAAUCUGAAGGCUGCCAGACCUGGGGGAAGGAGGAGGAAGAGAAAGCCCUUGCAGAGGUUUCGCAAUGAGUCCUGGACCCUCUUGAGGUCACUACGGUGUGCUACAUAUGGAAGGGGGGUGGGGUGGGGGGAGAGACGUGGGGAAGACCAUAGCAGAUGGAAAGUCUGUGGAGGAGAAAACAAAAAAGCAAUUUCUCAUGGUUUAUCAGCCAAUGCUUCCAUUUCAAUAAGUCUGCACUUAACUUAAGUCCAAGUACCCCUUUGUGUUAUUGUGUCCCUUAAGGUAAUGUAACAAUAAUGUGGUACUAUUGGCAGCAGCACAGCGCUGAACAGGACGUUUGUAAUGUGGUGUGCAAAACAUUUUACAUGUGUUGGUUAAAGACAGGUGGGCUGGAUCGAGAUUUCUGGAAGCAAGGUAAAAGUAACAGCUCAACAUGCGUUUAUAACACAACAAAAGUAACAGCUCAACAUGCGUUUAUAACACAACAAAAGUAACAGCUCAACAUGCGUUUAUAACACAACAAAAGUAACAGCUCAACAUGCGUUUAUAACACAACAAAAGUAACAGCUCAACAUGCAUUAUAACACAACAUGCAUUUUCAACUAACACCUGGAAUAGAACUUAAGUGGAACAUUCAUAUUUUGUUAUUGUUCAGGUCUGAACUAUUCCCAUUGGACAUUAUUAGAGGUGAAUGUCAGCCAAGUAUGUGUUUUUUUUUUUUUGUUUUUUUUUUUUUUUUAACCCCAAUGUAAAACAGAGAUCAUCCCACAACUAAACGGACAGAUAUUACAAUAAAAAUAUGAUUAACUUGUUUUAAAUAUAAAAAUGUGAACUUGCCUGCAACUAUUAGAAUAUUUAAACAAACAUAUAUUUAAAAAUGUACUCAUGUAUAAAUGUACAGUAUAUUAAUAUUUUAAUAGUUGAUAUACACUUUAAUGAAGAUAAACAGCAAUGCUCCUUGUAACAGCCCUAGAUUUGGGCUUUAGCUGUACCCUAUACUUUAUUAUUAUUUCCAGACCUUGAUUAAGCAAUUAAGUAACAUUUCCACUGGGAACAUUUUACAACAUUACUCUGUAGGAAAUACUAAGGGGAUACUGACAAGUUUCACAGUGUUUUUAAAAAACUGUUCAAGUAUGUAAAGAAGUCGCUAUUAAGUAAACAGUGUUGCGCAUUACUGCAAUAAAAUACUCUUCUGCACCCAACCAGAAAAUAGCUUUUUAAAAAUAAUUAUCAAUUCUUUCUGAAUUUGGAAACCAUUUUUUUUCUUAAAUUACUGCUUACAUUCACUAGUAGACCAAGGUCAGCCUUGCUGUUUCUAAAGAUGAUGGGAUUUCAUUUUGAACCUUGGAUGUUACAAAGCCAGUUGGGUGUAGAAGAGUAGGAAUCGCAGGCGUGAUCCCCUUUUGGACUCCUGAAUUAUUACAUGUGUUACUGCUAUGCAGUCUGAUGCUGUAGCUGGAGAAAAAAAAUUAAAAAAAUAAACGCAGUACUUUUUUUUUCUGCAGUUCAUGAAAACCGAUACCUUAAUAAUCUUUAAAAACAUGCCUCCAUUGAAAUGCAAAUGUGACAAUGCAUAAUUUAAUUGCACUUGUUUUAAGACGUGGCAUGUUCUUAAGAAAGUCAAAUCUUGUAACUGGUUGAUUUUAUCAACAAUAAUGUACGGUAAGGGCAGUUAAAGGCUGUAGCCCCUUGUAUUAUUUUGGGUGUAACCUGACAACUUGUGUGGUCAUAUCUGCUUAAGAAAUCUGUUUGUUAGCAAAGCACUAUUGUUUUGUUUUUCUGUUUCUUUUCCUGAAAGAAUACUUGUACAAGUCGCUAAACUCCCAAAUACCUUAGGGAGAUAGUACUUGAUGAAAAAUGUAUGCCAACAUUACUUGUGCUUACAGAGUGUUAACACUGAGAGUGCAUUUUUAUCCUUUUCAUUGAUACAAAUGCUCUCCCUAGGUAAGUGAUUUAACAUAACUUUUUUAUGUUAAAAAUAAGGUGAUCGAUAGUCAAAUUGCUCUGGCUGUUACUAUAAUUGAAAGUUUAUUGAAUAAAUACUGUUAUCAUAAACGA